CGAGCAAGGGCGUCGUUAUGAAGAAGAAGAUUGUAGGUGGGAAUCGCUUUGCUCGUGGAUGGAGAGCAAUGGAGGGGAUAUGGGCGGGUGCAGAAUCGCGAGGUGCCGUGAGAAUGAGGCGGCAGGACUUGCUCUUUAUGCACCUGCGUGCGACACAAAAAUACACGGGGUGGUUAUGGCUAUGCCGUCCGAAUUGGCGAUAACCCCAGCGACAGUGAUGUCCGAUCGUGAGUACGGAGUUGUGUACCAGGAGCUCCUGGAGAGUGAGCAGGUCGAUGAGCGACUUCUGGUUAUAGUUUUCCUUAUGGUAGAGCGAUGGAGGGGGCGGAAAUCAAAAUGGGCACCGUACAUUGACUUGUUGCCUGCGACCUUCACCGUGCCGCUUUAUUUCUCCGAAGAGGAGUUGAAGGAGAUAGAGGGGACCGUACUGCACUCAGCCACACUUUCCAAAAAGAAGGUGCUGCACAGGACUUACGAAGGCGUAAUAUGUCCAGUGCUCGAUGCUCUUUCCGCCACGGGGACUCUUGCGAGGGGCGACGACGACAAGUCGUUUCCGGCGUUCGAGGAUUUCCUUUGGGCUCAUUGUAUCUAUCUGUCACGGAGCCUUCAGUUCCCACAGCCAGGAUGGAGGCAGCCAAUGCAAGCGCAGCUUUGCGAGGGAAAGGGGGUGAAGAAGAGGGGCGGAAAGAGGGAGAAUGUUGUGGGAGACGGCAGGGGCCCGAUUCACGCGGCGGCGCUAAGCGGUGCGGCAGAAGGGGACAAGGGCUCUACUACUGUGCGGGCGUCAACUGCUGCUGCAAUUGAAGGCAGUGAUGGGGCAACUGAUAGGGGGAUCGAUAGGGUGGUCCAUGAUGGGGGGGAUUUAACUGGAGUGGUAGAACGAGGUGGGAGGAGGUUAAUUGGUGUAGCAGACGGCGGGGUGGAAAAUAGUCCCACUGAAGGCGGUAGUGGCUUAAUUGCUGCAGAGGGGGAUGGGGAUGGUGGGGUGCAAACUCCUUUGCACCUUACCUCUUUGGGGGUCAAUGAUGGGUCUGCAGGGUAUGGCUGGCAGGGCGACAGGUCAGAGUGCGGCAGUAUCGUCGGCAAAGUGGAACAUGAACCGCUGAGGAAUCUCGAAACGCAAGAGCAAGAGCAAGAGCAGGAGGAGGAGGAGGAGGAGGAGGUGGAGGAGGAGGAGGAGGAGGAGGGGGAUGAAAGAGUUGGGGAAGGUGCCCCUCUUGUGGAGGGACUGCUUCCUUGCAUCGACAUGUGCAAUCACGAUCGCACUGCGAAAGUGAAGUGGGAAGUGGAUGAUGCUGAUGGUUCGGCUUGUGGCAUUCCCCACGGAAUCUAUCUCCACACACUCCCUGAGGAAACUUUGGAAGGAGGAGAAGAGAUAUGCAUUAGCUAUGGUGAUAAGGGGAACGAGGAGCUGCUUUUCCUAUACGGCUUCGUUUUGAACGAUAACCCGAAUGAUUCGUUAAUGGUUCAUUACCCCCUCGAGAGGAGCGAGCUCGAUGAUCUCUGGGAAUGGAUGGUGGUCCUUCUGCAGGCACAGCUAAGUCCCGUUCGCUGGCAUCUAUCCCUGUCUCAGCUAGAGAGAGAGAAUGGUUGCGAGCAUGCUGUAUCAAAAAACGGCGAUGAAGAGUGUCCAAACUCCACGGCAGGCUUGCAUGUCAACCAUAGCCAGAAGCUGCAGAGUGUGGCUAUGGCUGGAACUGAGCCUCCGUCGUCUAAUAAGACGGAGGAGGGAGACACACCACACGUUGAGUUUGAAAAGCUUUGUGAUGCGAGGACAAGCGCCUUAGGCGAUUGGAGCGGAGGAGAGAGAAGCGACGAUGACAGGUCGAGUGAGGAGGAGGUGAAGAUGGGUGAAGGGUCAGCUUCAGAUGUAUCGGAGAAGAAAGAGAAUGGGUUCACGAAGAUCAACUUCGAUGAGGACAUGCUUGCGGCGCUGCGUGUUCUCUCCAUGCACAAGGAGGUCCUGAUCAAGGCGGUGGAGGCGUGGAGCGAGAACAAGGAAGGCACCAGAGAAGAUGACGAUAUGUUGCGGGCUCGGGAUUUCGUCAAGCGGAUUUGUUUCAAUGGUUCUGCAUCGUCGAGUGAUCGUCCGGCCAUGGAGGUUUUGAAAUCGCUUUUGGAAGAGCGGCUCGGCGACAUGGAACGAGGCACGGGAACUGAGUGCGAUGACGCUGACCUCCUCCUCCUCCUUUGUAACCUGCUUCGCCGGUCGGAUGCGGAGCAGCAGCCUUCCCGAGGGCGACAGUGUGCCGAGGCGACGGGCAAGGGGUUGGGGUUGCUGAAUCGGGAGCCGUUGGAUCGAGCAGAGGCGAUUGGCAUCAUGUCAUCUGAGCAAACGACGAACCUGGAAUUGCUGAUUGGUCCGUCGUCGUCAAACGUGCGAAGGCACGUUUUGUAUUCUUGCGUUGUCUACCGGAAAAUGCAGAAGCAAUUGGCGCGACGUUUUCUUGAAGCAGUCGAGACAAUCUUAGCAGCGAAAUAUUAGUAGAGACUUUUAGCGCGCAAAAUUCGGAGCAAGUUUGUGGACUUUUUUCUUUUUUCUUUUUCUUCACCUAACCAAACUGUGUACUGCUGCAGGUUUUUCUUUUGACAGUUGGAAAGCCUUCAAGUCUACAAAGGCCAUAUACACGUAUGUACGUUUUCGUGUCAGUUGGAAAGCCGUCAAGUCUAUGAAGGAAUAUGACUGCCUUUGUAGUCAGGUACAUUUCAGCAAGUCCAGGUGCGAACAUGCCCUAAUCUUCAUUUUCAUUUUCAACUUUUCGUGAGGAGGACACAUCUCAAGUCUCAAGUCGAGUCAUUCAGAAUUUCGGAGCUUGAAGAGAUUUCAAAAUUCAAAACCUUACGCUUGAUUAAUGCAAAGGAAGC
Chara braunii is the source of this 2865-nucleotide messenger RNA. Lineage: Eukaryota; Viridiplantae; Streptophyta; Charophyceae; Charales; Characeae. The record is from the annotation of a GenBank genome assembly.